This is a messenger RNA of Westerdykella ornata, 2286 nucleotides long. RefSeq lists its product as uncharacterized. NCBI's taxonomy places the organism in Eukaryota, Fungi, Ascomycota, Dothideomycetes, Pleosporales, Sporormiaceae. The record is from RefSeq and is a predicted model, not a curated record. The coding region runs from base 268 to 2031 and encodes 587 amino acids. The transcript has 2 exons.
ACUUCCUCCUGCCAUGACAGGCCCAGAGGAUCCAUCCAUACGCCAGGUGCUUCGGGCCUGCCCUGCCGUAACUUGUCUGCCUUCCCUUUUCUCUUCGGCUUCGUCCUUCUUUUCUCUCCAAGUCGAACAGAGAACCGCCGACGUCGCUGAGAUGAACUCAAGCUAUCGCCUGAACUGACUACCCCUGUUGCGUGCUAUCGAUACCUCGAACAUCGCGCCCUCGUAUAGAUUUCGCACAGCAUCCAUUCUCUCACAGCGAUACCCAAUAUGAAGAAGAAGUUUGCUUUUAAUCUGGCGCCUGUGAAGGCGCCUACGAAUAAGUCGCAAGAAUCGGCGCACCCUGCUCCCUCCGUCCCGCUCCCGCCUUCACAAUCGCAUGUACAUCGUGGAGAGUCCGAUGAAAUCACAUAUCCCUUUGAAUCAGAGUUUAUCUGUAGGAGACCGCUGACUCCUAAUACCGAGCGGGAACUUCGCGCUGCCUGCUUUCUCAUAGCGCGGAACUUGAAAGCGUCAGAUCAUGGUCUCGAAGAUGCGGAUCCGAGGCUGGACUUCAAGGGCCCGGCCACGCGGAGGGAACACAAUGUCAAUGUAGAGGACGUCAGGGUCCAUCGGCCUACAGGCGCCCCUUCAGAAUCAACAGUUGGCAGGCAUGAAAGUAGACGCACCCGGCAACCCCAGCGAUUGGAGGGACAUCAUCCUGACGCAAACACGGUGAAUGCUGCACGGAGACGACAGCCGGAUCAAGCACCCAACCCUAGCGAUCAUCGAGACCGAGGCAGCUCGUCGGACAAGGAACGCAGACGCGCGGAGUAUGCCAACCUUGCCAGAAGUGAGCGUGAACUGAAGAAGAAUCUUAAAUCAUCGUCCACACUAGCCCGUCAUCAGGUGGAGGCAGACGAUGUCAAGAGCGUCCAGACACAGCAUACGGCAUCAACGGAUGCCCAUUUGAACAGUGGGUCUACGGCACCCACAUCAGCGUCAGUGACAUCGGGAGAUACGUCGAAGCGCGGAUCCAGUAGGAUGGAGCAGAAACAAGCCAAACAUGCGCAAUCAAACAGGACCCAAUAUACAGAGCCCCAACCCCGACCCUCCUAUGAUCCCACUCCAAGCGCUCGACCACCAAGCCGCGCCAGGAGUAUUAGAAACCUCAUGUUUCCAGGAUCGGGUAGACUGAGCAGGCGACAGUCGCAGGACUCGUUAAGUACCGCCAACAGUCGUUCUUCGUCCCAAAUGGAUUCCGUUCGGAGCCCGUCGUCACACGGAUGGCGAAGUUGGGGCUUACAGCGCAUGUCAAGCUCGAGGAACAGUAGCCGGCCUGGGUCUUCGAGAGGUCGUGCUGUGGAAGACGAAAAGUCGAAGAAAACAGAAGUGAAUCUGAAUAGGGAACUGCCACCUCUGCCGAGUCUGGAUACCUGGAGAGACCUUCAGCAGACUAACAACCAGAAAGAAGCGACGUUGAAGACUACAGGCCCACACAUAGCGACUGUAAUGCGCACACAGGCUCACAUGCAUGAUUCUGCCCCGGCUCGUAACCAGCAUCGAAGAAGCGGCUCGGAUACCGUGGCGUUGAAAUAUAUGAGCUCUUCCAAGGUCAACACCGGCAGUCAUCCUGUUGCGAAGGACGCACCUCUCGGAAAAGGUCAUCCUCAACCGUAUAGCCGGGAGACUUCUAGGGACUUCGAUGAGCUGAUCUCCAACAUGGAUCUGUCUAAGUCCGACGAGAACAACCGGUACCCCAAGAUGAGCUACGACGGUAGUCGAUUGGAGCCUCCAAAUUUCUCGCGCAAGAUCAGCGCAGACCUGUCAUCUCCGCGCCAACUGUAUCACGCAUACACCAAGGAACUCUCCAUUGCUCCCCCAACGCUCGCAGUCAGAGAGGAAAAUAAAUCAAAGUUGAAGAAGGUGCUCAGCACUUGGAUGCUUAAGAAGGAGAAGCAAGGGAACUGGAUGGACCAGUUCGAGAAGAAGGGGAUCAAGACCGGUGUUAUGAUUCAGGACGAAGCUGCGCUUCCUCCAGUUGUUCGGUAUUGACUUGGCGAUGGAAACCAUGUCUUCUGACAGUGCAAAGCUGUUUAUUUUGUUGGAUAGCGUUCAAGCCAGCGCGCAGUAUACCUUGUACCGUAUCAGAGCGCGCUUUCGCAAUGCUCGUAAUCAUGAAUUGACGACUCAGCUAAUGGAUAAUGCAACGCGCUUGCGACGAGUAGACUGCUGUGUACAUAGGCUGCAGGUAGGCGUAGAUACACUUUUAUAUUCUUCCGAGAUUGCUUGCAACCUCGACAAUUACCU